Molecule: messenger RNA, 558 nt
Organism: Gryllus bimaculatus (two-spotted cricket)
Lineage: Eukaryota; Metazoa; Arthropoda; Insecta; Orthoptera; Gryllidae
Source: the annotation of a GenBank genome assembly
AUGAGCAAUUUCCAGCAUUCCCCAUCGCCAACAACAGCACACACUCAAACGCCUAUUCAAACCUGUCGCCCAAGACAGCACCAUUCACGAGUUUCGUCGUCUUCACAUGGUUUGCGGCUUCUGUCGGACCGUCCGUGCUCCGCAUUCUAUUACUUGAAGAAUGCAACCACUGUAAACAAGGGCCCCGUACGUCACGACCCCGUGACGUUGACGUCAUCAGCACAUGUCCAACAGCUCAAAACUCAAAGCGGCGACGUUUUCGCCGACGGAACCAGAUACAAGAGCACGGCGACCGACGCCUGCAGCACAUCUUGCUCACGUGCGAUGCACUCGCGUAAGAGACAGUUCAGUGUACAUGACGGCAGGCGGUCCUCGUGGAUGACCCCCCCGGGGGGAGGGGCAGAGGCCGGAUGCCCGGAAGCUAUGUACAAUAGGAAAGCCAGCAGGCGCGGGGCGGCGAAGGGAGGGGCAGGGCGGACGGGGCGGGGCGGGCGGAGCGCGCGCGCUGGGACGGAGCAACGCGGACGGAACGGCGUCGUGGUGGCAGCGUUUUCUUAG